GCCGCCACUGUGGCUUGACUAUAAAGUUUCCUCCCCUUUUCUAACCGUCAUUUGUUUCUAAACUGCAAGGAGGGAGUUAAAGAAGGUACUAGGACACCACUGGAUUAGGAGCAAUGAGUGUAGCUGUUUUGUGCUCAUUUUGGAUUAUUCAGCACUGUGCGUGACCGUUUACUAUGGAUUACUAGGUGUUUGCUGUCCGGUGGAAGUUCACACGUUAGUUAUACUUUAAAUAGGUUUCAGCAUGAAGAGAAAGGUAGCGCGUGUAAGUAAAGUCCGUCUGAGUCCAAAUGAAGAAGCAAUACUUGUGAAAAAUGAAUACGAAAGGAGACGAAAACUGAGGCUUCAACAGGUAAGAGAACAGGAGCGAAAUAUUGCUUUGCAAAUCCGACAAGAAGUAAAGCAGAGGAAAGAGGAGCAGCUGCAAAAGUUAGCAGAGCAGUUGAAGGCGGAAUGGUUGUCUGCACAAGCACAGAAAGCUGCACUUCUAGAAAAGAUGUACGUUUCCAGCCUAGAAGCUGUUGGAGAGGGACACAGGCAAGCUAAAGAAAACGAACCCGAUUUGAAAUCUUUGGCUGAAAAAGUUGCAGUCUACAAACAGAGAGCAGUGGUGAGACACAGAGAUGCCCUGAGAGAAUUGAAAUUUCAAAAGGACAAAGAAAAGGAAGAGCAAACAAGAUACAUCCUAGCUCGCAAGCAUGCUUUACUUGUGGAGAAGGAGCGAGCAUCGAAAAUUGCCAGUUUGCCACCACCUUCCCCAGAUCCUAUUGAUAUUGCCUCCCUUCUGGAGUACUAUUCCCCAGAUGAGGAAUCGAUUGAAGGGGACUCCUCACCAGAGGUUAUCGCCUUUGGGGAAACAAUUACUAAGAUGAAAGAAUACUUCAAAUGGGACACUUCCCAGAUGACUGACAUCCAGAGGAAGUACUUUGAACUUUUUCAAGUGGAAUCGCCCUCCCCGUCAGCCAUCCCACGUGUCUUACCUGCCUAUCUGGAUGCCUUCACCUCUGUAUCCCAGAAUCCAGAUUCUCAACCACCUGCUCCUAAGAGACAGGACAGGUUCUACAAAGUGCCUGAUGGCCAAAAAUUCAUAGUUAAGCCUCCCCAACAGACCCUGCAGUAA
Protopterus annectens (West African lungfish) is the source of this 1117-nucleotide messenger RNA. RefSeq names its product centrosomal protein of 295 kDa-like. The transcript is spliced from 5 exons. The record is from RefSeq and is a predicted model, not a curated record. Gene Ontology annotation, biological process: regulation of centriole replication. Gene Ontology annotation, cellular component: centriole; centrosome; cytosol. Lineage: Eukaryota; Metazoa; Chordata; Ceratodontiformes; Protopteridae. The coding region runs from base 242 to 1117 and encodes 291 amino acids.